CAGGGCCCAGCGGCGAGCCAGCAAUAAACGCUGGAGAGACAAGGGCCGUUGGUAAUUGCUUACAUGCAUGGCCGCGGUCUAUAGCUAUAUCCACUUCACACUGGGUGGCACGAUACUUUCGCCUUCAACGAGAGUAUAAAUAGCCUGCAACAUCCCACGGGAAACAAAACUUCCCCUCAUCAAGACUCCAAAACCCAAAUCAAACAAAAUGAAAUUCAACAACAUCCUCCUCCUCUCUACCCUCACCCUCGCCGCAAAUGCAGCCGACUGCACGGCGCCCAACCAGCAAUGGUUCAGCAGUUCAGCAGUGCAAAUGAUGUGGUCAAUUCGUGCCUGGCUGUGUCCCAACGCCUGGAACCAAGCCAUCACUGCGGGUCCCGACGGCGGCUGGUGCGAGGCUGGUGGUGGCGUCAUCAGCGCGUACUGGGGUACCUGGACGAUUUCGGGGAUGCAAAGUGAACAGCAGUGCUGGGACAUCACCGAAGAAAUCAUCAACCAGUGCAUGUGGUAUGACUUCGAACAGACGAGCUACAAUGGCGGCAGCUGGACAUAUGGCAAUAUCUACGCCGGUGGCUGGUUCUGGGCUGACUCCAGCAAAACCUGCUCGCAUGCUGUGAAGAGGGAUGCAGAACUCGAGAUUGAGGGACCGACGAACUUUACCCUUGCUGAUGGGACGGUUCAGAAGGUUGAUCGCCAGGUUUGGCUUGAUAUUAACGAGGAGGGCGUCACGGUUGUUAGGGAGGAGACGUACUAGUAGUAUCUUCGAGUACAGUGAAGUCGGAGUAACGGGGGUAUGUGCUGUGCGAUAGAGAAUUGGGGAAGAGGCUGGGGAGUCGGAGCCUGUGAAGUAGGGAAUAUCAUGAAUGCAUUGACAGAAACACUGUGUGAUAGUAUAAUCGGGAACUUCAGUAUCUGAGAUGAAAG
Messenger RNA from Aspergillus calidoustus, 924 nucleotides. NCBI's taxonomy places the organism in Eukaryota, Fungi, Ascomycota, Eurotiomycetes, Eurotiales, Aspergillaceae. The record is from the annotation of a GenBank genome assembly.